Messenger RNA from Symbiodinium sp. CCMP2592, 3075 nucleotides. Lineage: Eukaryota; Dinophyceae; Suessiales; Symbiodiniaceae. The record is from the annotation of a GenBank genome assembly.
AUGGCAGCUUCAACCGCCGUGGACCAAUUCAAGGGCGACCUCUCGGCGACCAUCAAGUUCCUGGGGAGCAUGUCUUCCAUGCCCAACUAUGAGUCGAUUCGCCAGAUCCAAGCUGAUGCCCUCACGAAGCGAGCUGCAGGGCUUUGCCUCGACCCUGAGGCAGGGGCAGCACUGGCCGAUUCGUGGAGCACCGGCCCAUGGUCUGUUGACCAAACCAAAGCCUUUUCUGAAGUGCUGGCCAAGGGUGUCAGUGCAACAAGUGGGAGCAAAGGCAGCAAGAAUCGCAGGGAGAAUCAACUGUGCAGCAGCUUCGAGUGCUACUUGAGCGAGAAGGACGUGGAAGUGCUGACUUCUGAUUCCAGCAUCCACAUCAAGCUCGACACUGCAGCAAGCAGGUGCUGCCGGUUGAGGCUCACAUUGCCGUCAGAGCAAUGUGUGAAAAGUAUCCUGGCCGCCAUCGCUGCCAGAUCCGGUGGCACAUGCACUGAAGCCGAGCUCUUUCUCCAGGUGGGGGAGUUCAAAAGAGUGCUUCGUCUCAAAGCGAAGAAAGUCCCAAAAGAAGGGAUUCACAUUGAAACCUAUCCGGUGGGUGGGCCUCGAGAGCUACCGGAUGUUUUGUUCAAGGCGGCCUACGAUGCCGAGGAUGGGCCGGUUAGCACUCUGCUGCCGGCUGGGCAGGUGGCACUCAAAGCCAUGGACAUUUCGCUGAGACCGACGAACAAGAAGGUGAGAGGCAUCUUUGCCACACCGAAGGCGAGCACUGCCAUGGUGCCGGCAAAUUCUAUGUCGAUGCCUGGCAUGCACAUGGGUGGCAUGAACAUGAUGGUUAACCCCUACAUGCAGGGAAUGAUGGGCAUGCAUGGCAUGCCACAUGCUUCGUCCAUGCAGGGCCUCAUGCAAUGGAUGAAGCAGCAGCAAGAUUUGGCGACCCAGCAGGGAGGGUUGCAGAACCUCCAGAUCUUCGCUCCCGGCACGGGGUCCUCUUCGGGAUCGCAACAGCCGCCAUCUUCUUCGACACCGGCAUGUGCACAGCAGCUAUGUUCUUCGACACAGGCACAGCAGCCAUCUUCUUCGACACAGGCACAGCAGCCAUCUUCUUCGACACAGGCACAGCAGCCAGAGAACGGAGAAAGCGGCAUCGAGACAAAGCCUGCAGACCCCUUCGCCUUCCAGCUCGACACAACUCAGGCCCUAGAGGAAGCUACCAAAGUGUCCGAUGCAUUGGACAACCGCAAGACUGGAGGCCAGGGCAAGCGAACGGCUGACGAGUUCGAGGGAGGCUGCAAGCUCGCCGGCAUUCAGAAACUAGCCAUGUCGUUGGACGUGGCCAGCUUGGGUCGGAAGCAUUAUGUGAGCCAGAGUGGUUUAGCAGCUGUUUUGAGGGAGGUUUCCGAAUCGUCUUCCACAGUGGCACCUUCCAGAUCAGGCAUCAAAAGAGCCAGAGAGGAACAGGUCGCCAUCGACACACCAUAUGGCGCUUUGAUCGACAAUAUGCAGAUCAAAGACAAGAAGGGAAAGGAACGGAGUUUCCCAACAUUGAAUCUGAAAGCCUGGAUGUGGUACGUCGUCAAGAACCUGCUUGUUAGUUUUUUCAGCAGGAAAAUGUGGUUCACGGUGGCUUUGGCGAGGUCCCAUCUGGUGAACCAACUUCCUGGCGGCCUCUCGCAGUUCACCCACCACCUCCUGCAAGCACUGAAGCUUGAGGACUUCGAGCAUGGUUUGCUUCUGGACUCGGGCGGUGAACGAGUUAUGUUCUUCGCGAAACUGGACACCAUGGUGGCAGAUGAAGCUGCCUUGAAGGCAGUCUUUGAUGUGAAGGGCUCCUCGGGGACACUACCAUGUCCUUUGUGCUCCAAUGUUGUUGCCAAGACGAGCAUGCUGGAAGGCUGUGACACAACUGGGACACUGGUACCUGUGCACGAAACUGCUCUGGAGAAGGCUGCAGGUUACUGCAAAGCCGAUGUGGCCUUUGAGCAGCUGGAGCAGUCACUGGGGAUGAACCAUAACCCAGAUGGUGUCCUGUUCCAUGGGAGUUUGCCUUUGGCCUCCACUUUGAUGUACGACUGGCUACACUGUUACUUGGUAGCAGGACUGAUGCACGUGGAGCUGGGGCUUUUGUUCCCCAUACUCUAUACCCACGGUGUGACAGUGGAAAGUCUGAAAGACUGGAUGUGUUCCUUCGAAUGGCCCUACGGCUUGAGGACACACCGCAACGAGACACUGAGGAUUUUCGACAAGAGAAUUCCCCCUGGCGAGUUCAAGUGUAGUGCCUCUCAAGGUCUGAACCUGUACCCAUUGCUGCGACUUUUCUUGCUCAGUCUUGCAACAGGAAGCAUUCCAGAUUUACUGGCAAAGGCGAUGACCAGUUGUUUGAAUUUGUUUCUGGAUCUCUUGCUUAAAGGGAACCGGGGAGAGCAGGUGCCACCAGACGAUUUGGAGGCCGCCAUCCUCAAACACUGCCGGGCAUUUCUCAGUGCAUAUGGCUCCGAGCAUGUUGUGCCUAAAUUCCACUAUAGCCUGCACCUUGGCGCUUUUGCUCGAAAGAAACCGCUGAUUUCCUGCUUCACUCACGAAAGAAAGCAUCGCCAAAUCAAACAGCUGGCAAACGAGAUUCACAACCCUGGAGACUGGUUUGAGAAAUCCGUCUUCAGAGACGUGUGGGGCGAAGUGAUCCUGCAGAUGCAAGCGGACUCUUUCAGUCUGCAGCCCCAUCUGCUGUCACCCAAGAAAGCUACGACAGCUACGAUCUCUUUGCAGGCCAUGUUGAAUGCAAACUUCGGCGAUCGAGCAUGCGGUGCGACUUUUUCCUUUCAGGCCGUUUGCAGGCCGGGCCAGAGCUGCGAGAAAGGUGAUCUCGUGCUGCUUUCUUCUGGUGAUGUGGUCCAAGUGUGGCUGCAUUGCCGCCUGUAUGACGGGGACAUGUGCACUUUGUAUAGCAUUCUGAAGCCUCUGGGUAAGAAUCGCUUCCUCCUGGACGAUUCCACGGCUCGGUUUAUUCCGAGUGUCCACAUCCAGAGGGCAUGCUACUAUAAGAAGUGUCCCAAGGAUGGCGAGGUCAUGGUCACUCCUGCCUAA